CGCUUUAAUAUUGCUUCCAUUAUUCCGGUGUUUUCCAUUAUCGGAGUCGGCGUUGAGUUGUCGGAUCGGAAGAGCACGUCUGAAGCGUGUCCGCCUUUCGCACCUCCUUAGGCACUCCAAUGGCCGCCAAUCCUGAUCCCACUGGGCCAAAACCUUCUGCCUCGUCAUCACGUUCUGGGGGACAUUCACCGUCGAGUCCACCAAGCCACGCACACACACAGCGCAAGCCGGCAGCGUCUGCAAGUAUACUCAACGCCGGGAUGGGGGCUUCCAAUGGACUGAAGGUACUCAGCUCAGGCUGGCAGGUCUGGGGUAAUAAUCCCUCUGGAGUGCGCAACGUCUCGACGUCGUCGUCGGGCAGUGCACACGACCCAUCUACGUCUCAGACGGAUUCUUACCGUUCUAGCCUUGGAGAUGCAUGGGGCUCGAGGUCUACCAGUGGAACGUGGGACGAAGUAGUCGAGAACUCACAGAAAGAGGGAACUCUGACAGACUAUUCCGCUUACUACAGUGGUCCUUCCGCGCCUGUCGAUUAUCAGUAUUCAUACGAUGCCUAUCGCCCAACGUCCGAAACCUUGUACGCGCCAUCUCCUGCCCUCACUGCCGCGCCAACAGCUCCCAACGUGUAUCCUGGUCUUACGCCCCAGUCCCUCCAUCCCCAUGCUGUGCCCGACAUUCACAACCACCAAUCGGGAAUUUUCUACGACUAUGCCGCUUCCCCUCGACCCAUGGGCUCUCAAUAUUACUACCCAACACAGCCCAUGGUCUACCAUGCUCCUCCCACGCAUUCGCCGCUGCUCGACAAGAAGCGUGAUAUCCAAGUGAGAUAUAGUUUGUUGCUGCUACGUAAUUCUUGGUCGGUUCUGCUCACCUCUCCCCCCAACAGUACACCCCACAACAGCUCGCUCCGCAUGGUCUAAUGUACGCCAAUGUACGCUCGACGCCCUCGCCGCAUCCCCAAGCGUAUCACACACCUGGGGAAUAUGGUUCCCAGCCUUCGGUUAUGGUCCCCGCUGGGACAGUGUACGGCCCCCCUGGCAUGGGUCAUCAUCCACAGAUGCACCAGUUCCAUCACGGUGGCCGAGGUGGCCGACGGGGUCAUGUCGCACCAGACCACCGCGUUGCCAUCCGUAGCCCGCUUUUGGAUGAGUUCCGAGCGAACAAGAGUCGCAAGUGGGAGCUCAAGGACAUU
Messenger RNA from Rhodofomes roseus, 1192 nucleotides. RefSeq lists its product as uncharacterized. The coding region runs from base 120 to 920 and encodes 266 amino acids. The transcript is spliced from 6 exons. The record is from RefSeq and is a predicted model, not a curated record. NCBI's taxonomy places the organism in Eukaryota, Fungi, Basidiomycota, Agaricomycetes, Polyporales, Fomitopsidaceae.